AUGCGCUCAUCCUUCCGCCGUCUAGCCGCAGACCACGCUGCAUUGCACGAGGAACUCCCUCCAAACUACCUCUUCCCUACCGAAGAAUCAUCCGAUGAUCUGACCCAACUCACCACCCUGCUGGCUGGUCCACAGGGCACACCGUACUCCCAGGGUCUGUGGCGAUUACACUUGAAGAUGCCAGAGGAUUACCCGAAGAGUCCGCCCAAGGCGACAUUCAAGACCCGGAUAUGGCAUCCGAACGUGGAGGAGUCGACUGGCGCAGUGUGCGUGGACACGCUAAAGAGGGAUUGGAAGUCGACGUUGACGUUGAAAGACGUCCUAGUUACCAUCUCCUGCCUCCUCAUCUACCCUAACCCCGACUCCGCGCUGAAUUCCACGGCCGGCGCUCUCCUGCAAGAAGACUACGAUGCGUUCGCGCGCCAGGCGAAGCUCAUGACAUCGAUCCACGCCCCCGUACCACCAGAUCUGAAAACCGCAGUUGUAGAGGCGAAAUCUAGGGGCGAGGAGGCCGGAACACUCGUCCCAGAGCACGAGGGUACCCGCUGUCUGCAAUCACGCACAGGAACAAGGGUGCAGUCCUUGACGAUGAAAACGAAGAAGCCCAGUGUGACACCGCAGCCAUCGACCCAAACCAGCGCCGACGCCCACGACAACAACCCAGAAUCGGAUGAUGAAAGCGAAAACGACGGCGAAACCACCCGCCCCUCCACCUCCAAAGAAAACGACCCAUCACUCUCCCCCUCGCCCGUGAAACUCGCCCUUCCCAGCCCCCGCAAAAACACCCACGGCAAACGACCUCUCUCCGACCUCACCAUGUCCCUAGAUCCAGACCCAGAGGAACCCCAUCUCACACCCGCACGAACAACAGACAAGGCACAAAUGACCACUUCAGAAAAGAACAUCGCCGCCAACCACGCCCCGCACCGCGACUCCUCCUCACAACCGCAAUCGCAGCGAAAAUCCCCCAAGCUCUCCCUCCUCGACAAAGGCCUCAACGCCUCAGCCCGGAUUCGCGAUGACGUGAUCAUCAUCUUCGAAGAUGCCUCGGAGCCUUCGGACCUGCAGUCCCAUCACAGCAACGACAGCAAGGAGAAUCAUGCUGCGCUCAAUGCCUCCAAGGAGAUGGGCCCGUCCGCACGGAAGAGUCCUCACUACCCUUCGUCUCUUCUCGCCCCUUCCAAGGCGAUUACUUGUCCGUCGGGCUCCAAGUCCCGGGCGGUGUCUGGCUCGCGGAAGGUCUCAUCCUCGAGCAUGAAGGCGAAGCCUCGGAUUGGGAUCCGCAGGUUAUAG
Aspergillus udagawae is the source of this 1293-nucleotide messenger RNA. Its product is annotated as putative ubiquitin conjugating enzyme E2. The transcript is spliced from 3 exons. The coding region runs from base 1 to 1293 and encodes 430 amino acids. NCBI's taxonomy places the organism in Eukaryota, Fungi, Ascomycota, Eurotiomycetes, Eurotiales, Aspergillaceae. The record is from RefSeq and is a predicted model, not a curated record.